Striga asiatica is the source of this 966-nucleotide messenger RNA. Lineage: Eukaryota; Viridiplantae; Streptophyta; Magnoliopsida; Lamiales; Orobanchaceae. The record is from the annotation of a GenBank genome assembly.
UAUAAAAGUUAUAUUAAUUAAAAAAUAAUAAAUUAAUUAAGCUAAUAAAAUGUCUUAAUUAAUUACUUGACCGAUUGAAUUUAGGGUUGGGAAUUAAAUCAGAAGACAGACCCGUUCUCCUUCACCUUCACGCGAAUAAAUCAGAAUCGAUUGAGCCUCUGCCUCGACGCGAGUUCACCGUUCAUCUCACUUUCGCCUCCUUCCUUCACCUUCGCCUCUUCCGUCACUCGUCGGAGUCGCUUCUCUCACUCGUUGGAGUUGCGAUAGGACUGUGUGAAGAUGGUUAUGUCUGAGGAGGAACUCACUAGGCUGUACCGAAUUCGGAGGACUGUGAUGCAGAUGCUGAGGGACAGAGGAUACAUGGUGGGUGACUUUGAAAUCGAGAUGACGAGGAAUCAGUUCCUCGAGAAGUUUGGGGACAGUUUCAAGAGGGAGGAUCUUUUUAUAAUGAAAGGCAUGCGCAACAAUAGCUCAGAGCAGAUCUAUGUGUUCUUCCCUGAUGACCAGAAGGUUGGUGUUAAGACAAUGAAGACUUACACCAAUAGGAUGAAAGAGGAAGGUGUUCAUCGGGCAAUUUUAGUUGUCCAGCAGAAUUUAACUCCUUUCGCUCGUGGCUGCAUAAGUGAAAUAUCCUCAAAAUUCCAUCUGGAAGUUUUUCUGGAGGCCGAGUUGUUGGUCAACAUAAAAGAUCAUGUUCUUGUCCCAGAACAUCAGCUGCUUACACCUGAAGAAAAGAAGACUUUGCUGGAAAGAUACACUGUGAAGGAAACCCAGUCAUUUACUGUGUUUUCUUAUCUUCCUCUUGACAACAUGUUUCCUAAUGCUUCUAUUGGACCACAGCUGCCUCGUAUUCAGAUAACUGACCCGAUUGCCAAAUACUAUGGGCUGAAGCGCGGACAAGUUGUGAAAAUUAUCCGGCCCAGUGAGACUGCUGGACGCUAUGUAACUUACCGAUACGUGGUUUGA